AUGGUUCACUUGCCAGAAGAGGCAUUGCUCGCUGGUCCUGUCAACUAUCAUUGGAUGUAUCCAAUAGAAAGGGCGAAGCCCGAAGGAUCAAUUAUAGAGGCUUGGGUUCAAUAUGAGUCGCUUACUUUCUGUGGAAUGUAUUUAAAAGAUGUGGACACGCCAUUCAAUCAUCCUCAGCGCAAUAAGGACGGAGGUUUGAGAAAUGAGAAACUUUCUGUUUUUGCCCAAAGCGUACGACCCUUUGGAGAUCCGGUACGCGGAGAGUCGUUUUCCAAAAAUGACAUGGAGAUAGCACAUUGGUUUGUACUUAACAAUUGUGAUGAGAUAAUGGCAUACUUAGAUGAGCAUGAAGAGAUGAUGAAGCGAGAACAUCCAUCACAUUUGUAUGCCAAGAAACACCGUGAUUUGUUUCCACAAUGGUUUUUGGAAUAUGUGAAUAAGUUGAAAUCAUCGAAUUCACCCUCUUACAUUUUAGAGUUAUAUAACUUGGCGUUCGGCCCGAUUCGCACUGAAUUAUUCUCAGGUUGCCAUGUUAACGGCAUCAAGUUUUUGGGGACUGCACGAGAUGACAAGUUGUGUAUGCAAAACAGCGGUGUCCAUGUCCCAGGUGGUGGCGAAAGUACGGACAUUGAUUUCUAUGGCAAACUCACAACUUUCGUGCAAUUGCUUUACAAAGACCGAUACCAAGUGAUCAUGUUUAAGUGUCGAUGGUUUGAUACAAACCCAAAUAGGCAGGGAAGUGUUAAAAUAGACCAUGGCUUACUAUCAGUGAACAUUAACAGAACUUGGUAUGAUGACGACCCUUACAUUUUGGCAAACAUGGCAAGACAGAUUAUGGAUCAGAGGAAUGUGUAUGCUAUACCAGAACUAGACCCAAUUGACAACGACGUCGACAACGUCACUGACCAACAGUUGGAAUCUUCCAUAGAAACUGAUGCAGAAACACUUCGAGAUACAAAUGUUAUACAAGAACCGUUUCAGCUUCAAGGAGUGUCUUCAAUCGAAAUACCGUGGGCCCGAACAACGAAAGUGAUGAGGAGGAGGAUUGGGAGACCGAAAGUGAUGAUAGGGUGGAUAGCGAAAGUUAUUAUAGUUCAGACGAUGAAUAAUGCAAUUCAUUAG
Prunus armeniaca (apricot) is the source of this 1122-nucleotide messenger RNA. The record is from the annotation of a GenBank genome assembly. Lineage: Eukaryota; Viridiplantae; Streptophyta; Magnoliopsida; Rosales; Rosaceae.